AUGCAAGCAAAAACCUCCUUCAAGGAUUAUGUUAAAUAUUUAAAAGAAAUCAUCACAGUGGAACCGUUGAUUGCUUUCUAUCAGAUGGCAAUUUUUCUAUCGAAACCGGCUCUGGACAAUUUAGAAUUCGAAAAAGCUUGCAGGGUCAACUUAAAAUACAACUCUACAAUUUGCGAGGCAAUUUUGAGCGGCAACCACACUGUAUACUCAUUAGAAAAUAAAAAAGUGCAAACCGUUAUAAGCAAUAUGCAUUCUUGGCAGCAACCAGUGCAAAGCUUUACACCCUUGAUUUUGGUAUUAUUUCUCGGAUCGUUUAGUGACAGACACAAAUGGAGGAAACCGUUUCUUUUAAUGCCAAUCAUUGGAGAGUUAUUGGGAGUAAUUGGUUGCAUUUUGUGUUCAAUAUUCAUGAUAGGAUUACCAUUAGAAGCUCAAGGAAUUUCCCAAAAAGUCAUACCGUCUCUUUUAGGAGGCCAAACAAUGCUUGUGAUGGCUACUACAGCUUAUAUAGCCGAUAUAAGUUCCUUAAAAAUGCGGACAUUACGCUUGGGAAUUGUGCACACUGUCAUUAGUAUUGUUUUGCCUACAGUGCAAUCCUUUAGCGGUAUAUUUUUCGUUAAGGCUGGAUAUCAAAGUGUUUUAGGCGCAACAGCGUUUUUGCAUUUUUUGGCUUUAGUGUAUGGAGUAUUUUGGAUCAAAGAAAAGCAAAAAGAAUUUGACGAGGUGUUCACUUGGUGCGUUUUGGCGGACAUUUUCGAUCUUAAGCAUGCUAGAGAUACGUUUAAUUUGGUUUUGAAGCAAAAUGCUGAUAAUGACAGGUUGUUGAUAUGGUUAUUUGUUUCGAUGGCUUUUUUGCAUAGGUCUGCUUUUGAAGGAGAAACCAAUGUCCUUUAUUUAUACACUCAAAACGUAUUCCAAUGGACACCCCUAGAAUACAGCUACUUUUUAACGGUAAACUCCCUAGUUGUCCUAGGCGGACACAUAUUUGGCCUACCAUUUCUGACAAAAAUAAUGUAUUUUUCGGAUUCCACCAUCCUAUUGAUAACCACCAUGGACAAAAUUGUGACAAACAUAUUUUUUGGACUGGCUCAAAGUCCACUGAUUUUCUAUGCAGGUGUAGCUGUUAGUAUAGUUACCAGACUACACAGGACAGCUAAAAAAUCAAUAGCUACAAAAAUAGUGAGCAAAAACGAUAUAGGAAAAACGCAAUCAUUAUUGGGCAUUUGUGAUGUCCUAGGACCUGCAAUUUCUGUACCGAUUUACAAUAAAGUAAUUUAUUUAAAAACUUUUAAUAGUUUUCCAAGUUGUUUUUUCUUUGUCAGUAUUUUGUUGUAUGGCAUUAGCUGCAUUUUUGUUUUAGCCAUGUAUAUGAGACUUCACAGAAAAGAGAAGGCAAAUGAUGCAAGUUUGACUAAACUAGCUAUAGAUGAAGAUGUAAUGGAAACCCGAGUGGAAACCAUACAUAUGUGA
Messenger RNA from Ceutorhynchus assimilis (cabbage seed weevil), 1470 nucleotides. The record is from the annotation of a GenBank genome assembly. NCBI's taxonomy places the organism in Eukaryota, Metazoa, Arthropoda, Insecta, Coleoptera, Curculionidae.